Lactuca virosa is the source of this 2265-nucleotide messenger RNA. The record is from the annotation of a GenBank genome assembly. Lineage: Eukaryota; Viridiplantae; Streptophyta; Magnoliopsida; Asterales; Asteraceae.
CCCACGACAGCGCCGGUUCACGCGACUACCCAAUCCUAUUAAGCUUCCACACAUUUCCUCAACCAUGUCUCCGCCGCUAUCACCGCUCUCUGCGACCAUCGGACCACCAAACCACGGUGGCCUACACCAACACUUUCAACUCCGUGGUUCAUGAUUUGUUGUCUAUUUGCUGAUUUAUAUAAGUUGAAGCAAUAAUGGCGGUGACUCGGAGAAGGAAGCAACCAGAAGACGAAGUACAGCAGCCUCCGGAUACGAAGCCAGACGAAGACGAUGAUAAGGAAGAAAAAGCAUUAAAAAAGUCAAAGACCAAGAACUAUUCGUGCCUCGAUAACUGUUGUUGGUUUGUAGGAUGCGUAUGCACGGCGUGGUGGCUGUUGUUGUUUCUAUACAAUGCGAUGCCUGCCUCUUUCCCGCAGUUUGUGACGGAGGCAAUCACCGGACCUAUGCCGGAUCCUCCCGGUGUUAAAUGUUUGAAAGAAGGUUUGAAGGUGAAGCAUCCGGUGGUGUUUGUGCCGGGGAUUGUAACCGGUGGACUUGAGCUAUGGGAGGGGCAUCAGUGUAUGGAUGGUUUGUUCCGAAAGAGGCUUUGGGGUGGGACGUUUGGCGAAGUCUAUAAGAGACCUUCAUGCUGGGUGCAACAUAUGUCGCUAGACAACAAAACAGGGAUGGAUCCACCGGGUAUACGGGUCAGACCCGUGAGUGGACUUGUAGCUGCUGACUACUUUGCUCCAGGAUAUUUUGUAUGGGCUGUUUUGAUAGCUAACUUAGCUCGUGUUGGGUAUGAAGAGAAGAAUAUGUACAUGGCUGCAUAUGACUGGAGGCUCUCAUUUCAAAAUACAGAGGUAAGAGACCAAUCUUUGAGCAGGAUAAAGAGCAAUAUAGAACUGAUGGUUGCUACAAAUGGUGGCAAUAAAGCGGUUGUGAUUCCACAUUCAAUGGGUGUUAUUUACUUUUUGCAUUUCAUGAAAUGGGUGGAAGCACCAGCUCCGAUGGGUGGUGGUGGUGGACCAGAUUGGUGUGCUAAACACAUAAAGGCAGUGAUGAACAUUGGUGGACCUUUCUUAGGUGUCCCAAAAGCUGUAGCCGGCCUUUUUUCUGCUGAAGCCAAAGAUAUUGCAUCUGCCAGGGCACUUGCACCUGGUGUGUUGGACUCGGAUUUAUUUCAGAUUCAAACGUUGCAACAUUUGAUGAGAAUGAGUCGCACGUGGGAUUCAACCAUGUCCAUGAUACCGAAAGGUGGGGACACGAUUUGGGGUGGCCUUGAUUGGUCACCUGAAGAAGGUUAUUGUCCGAGUAAGAGAAAGAACGGGAAGAAUGUCACCGAAAACGAGUCAACAAAUCAAGAAUGUGAAGCAACACACGCAAAUUAUGGAAGGAUGGUGUCAUUUGGAAGAGAUGUAGCGGAGGCACAAUCAUCUGAGAUCGAAAGGAUAGAAUUUAGGGGUGCGGUGAAAGGAAACAGUGUCGCAAAUCAUACUUGUCGGGACGUGUGGACUGAAUACCAUGACAUGGGAUUUGGUGGUAUUAAGGCUGUUGCUGAGUACAAAGUGUAUACAGCUGACGACCCCAAAUAUGAACAUUACAAAUACUGGUCAAAUCCGUUGGAGACCAAGUUACCAAAUGCUCCCGACAUGGAGAUCUAUUCGAUGUACGGAGUCGGAAUCCCAACCGAAAGAGCAUAUAUUUACAAACUCACUCCUGCAGCGGAAUGCUACAUUCCAUUCCGGAUUGACGCGUCAGCAAAGGAUAAAAACGAGGACUGCUGUUUAAAAGACGGAGUUUAUACAGUUGAUGGGGAUGAAACAGUUCCGGCAUUAAGUGCAGGAUUCAUGUGUGCAAAAGGGUGGCGUGGGAAAACCCGAUUCAAUCCUUCCGGAAUCAAGACACACAUUAGGGAAUAUGAUCACAACCCUCCAUCUAACUUUCUCGAGGGUCGAGGCACACUGAGUGGGGCCCACGUGGAUAUCAUGGGGAACUUUCAAUUGAUUGAAGAUGUUAUAAGGGUUGCGGCAGGGGCCACAGGUGAAGAAUUGGGAGGCGAUCAGGUGUAUACGGGAAUAUUUGACUGGUCCGAGAAAAUCAACUUGAAGUUGUGAAACAUUUAAACAUUUGCCUAUACGAACAAUUUAUAUUAAAUUGACAUGAAAUGUGUAAUGUGAGGAAUUAGAUUGUCCCCAUGUACAUUAGUAAACUAGAAAUUUGUAAUUUGGGUGUAUUAUUUUGUGACAUGUUUCCAUAAACAGCCAUAAAUUUGUUUUUUUGAUA